AUGGGAUAUUUACUAAUAUUUUCCAUCUGCUUGGCUUUACUGCUGGCAUCGUUAUCACUGUACCGCUACGGCUGUAUCCAGCGACAGCAUCCAGUUGUGACUUUCUCUGUGCUAACGGCGUGGAGUUUUUCCUUUCUGAUAGUUUUUACAAUUCCGUUAGAUGUAACUUCGACUGUAUAUCGGCAGUGUCUACAAGAGCAUAACAUAACGAGCAAUGGAUCGAACAACAAUAAUCCCGAUGCAAUCUGUCAACGACCGUGGGGAAUGGUGGAAGAGAGUGUUUUCCCGAACCUAUGGCGUAUCAUCUAUUGGUCCUCACAAUUUCUCACGUGGCUAAUCAUGCCACUGAUGCAGUCUUACCUCAAAGCAGGAGACUUUACGAUCAAGGGUAAACUACGUUCAGCCCUGGUCGAUAACGCUAUCUAUUAUGGAACAUAUCUGUUUAUCUGCGGCAUACUAUUGAUCUAUCUGGCAGUGCAACCAGGCAUCUCACUGGACUGGCAAAAACUAAAAGCAAUCGCGUCAUCCGCCUCCAAUACGUGGGGUCUAUUCCUACUCGUAUUGCUGCUCGGUUACGCUCUGGUCGAAGUGCCACGUAGUCUGUGGAACAACUCGAAACCGGGUUUUGCUCUGCAGUAUGCCUACUUUAAGCUUUCAAAGUUAAGCUCUGAAAAGGCGGAAGCUGAAGAGAACGUAGAUGAUGUGCUGGAGAGUUUACAAUCCGCGAAUCGAGCCGUCCCCGCGCGACACGUUUUACGGCCAGCAUUGGAAACCAUUAUUCGCAAAGUACCGACGGAGCUUAUGGAGCGUGCGAAUCGUAUUACACGAGAAGAUGCAUCACCGAUGGCGGUACCAUCGGAAAAAGCACUCGUGCGCUUGCAUCGCCAGGUGAUAAAAUCACUUCAAACACUCCAACGUACCGAAGCGCUAUGGAGCGUUCAAGUUGGCAGAGUUAUGCACUUGGAAGAUGUUGCGAUACAGGCUUUGUCGUUGCAUCAUAAGUUUGUUAGCAGUUUUCCGAAGCAGCGCAGUGGACUGGCCCGUUUUCUGUACAGCCCACAACUCGAGUGGUACUGGGAGUGCGUUAUAAAGGCACCCUUUCUGAAGGUGCUAGCUAUUAUUACUGCUUUUCUUUCGUUUACUGUCGUCUGGAGUGAGCUAACAUUUUUUAAUCGCAAACCCGUACUUUCUAUUUUUGCCAACAUAUUAAUUGCUGCUAAGGGCAGCUAUGAUUUUGUUACGAUCGAGCUAUUCUCAAUGCUUACUCUUUGCUACCUUUGCUACUGUGCAUACUCCACUGUGUUUCGCAUUAAGUUUCUAAAUCUCUACUAUCUGGCAGCUCACCAUCAAACGAAUGAAUACAGCUUAAUCUUUAGCGGAAUGCUCCUUUGCCGACUCACACCUCCGAUGUGUUUAAACUUUCUCGGUAUGAUCCACAUGGAUUCUCACAUUAUUAAAGAGAGAGUGCUAGAAACGCACUAUACGCAAAUAAUGGGCCACAUGGACGUACUCGGAAUCAUUUCGGACGGAUUUAACAUCUACUUUCCAAUGGUAAUGCUAGCAUUCUGUUUGGCGACCUGGUUUUCACUCGGUAGCCGAGCGCUCAAUGCUUUCGGUUUCCAGCAAUUCAUGCUUAACGAAACGAUAGCCUUCGAGCUUGUCGCAGAAGGAAAGGAUCUGAUUGCGCGCGAGAAGCGCAAACGGCAGCGUGCUGAAGAUGCGUUAGUUCGGAGACGGGAUAAUAUUCUAGGGCAGAUGACUAGAGAUGGAGGAGCCCAAGCUAGCAAUGCUGCGAAUGUUGGCGUUACCAAUGGGUCCGGCAGCCCAGGAAGUAUGCUAUCGAAAAAUAAAACCCAAAAGCUCAACACGAUGGGACCGAACGAUGAUCUUGUCGGACAUAGCGAUCGCCUGGAUUAUAGUACCGUAACGGGAAUGCGUGGUAUGGAUGACCUCAGCAUGUCGUUGUCGAAUGAAAUCAAUGAAAGGUUUGGAGUGAGUACAGGCGUUGCAGUUGGAUUUAAAGGGUACGGAACAGCAUACGAUGAUGAACAUCAUAAAAAUCGCACGACAGGCGGAGGACGAACUGGUCCUAAAGGACUGUUCGACGAUGUUUAAACUGGUUCAUUUGAUAUUGGUUGAUUGCUGUGAAGUUUUAUGAAGUAUUCCUAGUUGCUCUCGUUUCUUAAGUUUUUCCUCGCGGUGAUACAUUUAUGAAUAACAGCUCAUAGUAGGAAAAGGUCAUUACUCUUCGCUACCGGUAACUAUCCUGUUCGCUAUGUAAAAUGGCAACCUCAAUAAUUAUUUUAGCAACAAGUGUUUCAAGUUUCAACAGCACGAAAUCUAUUGAUGCACUAAUCUAAAAUAAACACUCCACUGAUCAUGAAACACUCCACUGAUCAUAAUCGUAAAUGAGCGCUAACAAAUUGCUGCUUGCUUUUACCUUUGGAAUGUAAAAAUAGUGAUAUAAAAUUUACAGUUGGUAGCAAAGUAAAUAA
Molecule: messenger RNA, 2495 nt
Organism: Anopheles cruzii
Lineage: Eukaryota; Metazoa; Arthropoda; Insecta; Diptera; Culicidae
Product: LMBR1 domain-containing protein 2 homolog
Exons: 2
Coding region: 1-2115 (704 amino acids)
Cellular component (GO): membrane
Source: RefSeq, a predicted model, not a curated record